Molecule: messenger RNA, 2888 nt
Organism: Euleptes europaea (tarantolino)
Lineage: Eukaryota; Metazoa; Chordata; Lepidosauria; Squamata; Sphaerodactylidae
Gene: ANKLE2
Product: ankyrin repeat and LEM domain containing 2
Exons: 13
Coding region: 80-2872 (930 amino acids)
Biological process (GO): negative regulation of phosphorylation
Cellular component (GO): endoplasmic reticulum
Molecular function (GO): protein phosphatase 2A binding
Source: RefSeq, a predicted model, not a curated record
AGGGGCCGGCCCGGCCUGCCCGACUCCUGCGCCUGAGGAGAACCCCAGCAGCCGCGGGAGCCGCCAAGGGGUAAUAACAAUGGACAACAUAUUGUCACAACUGAAGCAGCUAACUCCUGAUGAACUCAGAGAAGAAAUUGUCAAGGCUGGACAGAAAUGUGGGCCUAUUACACUAACCACUAGGUCAGUUUUUGAAAAAAGGUUGGCCCAAUCACUAUGGGAAGAGCAAGGAGAAGCCUCUGUUUCAAAUGGUGUACCUGCAGCAUCUGAUAAUAGCCAGUUAGAAACAAGCAAACCUCCAGUGAAUCAAAAUGGUCAUGUAAGCUCCUCAGAAGAUGCUGAUUUUGGGUACAGUAUGGGUUUGAACCCACCAGAAGAGGAAGCCCUAAUGCACAAGAUGGGUCCUGGAUCCAUUCGUGAAGCAACAGGAAUGGCUUCUCCAACAAGUUCGCAGAUUCUUUCUAAGGAACCCCAACAAUACUAUGGAGUAUGUCCAGUUUAUGAUGAUAUAUUGGCAAGAAAUGAGAAAGUGCAUGUGUAUGAUGAUAAAAAGGAAGCUUUGCAAGCUGUUAAAAUGAUAAAAGGCUCACGGUUUAAAGCUUUCUCAAACAGGGAAGAUGCAGAGAAAUUUGCUAAAGGAAUAUGUGAUUAUUUCCCAUCUCCAACCAAGUCCUCUUUAUCCUUGUCUCCUGUGAAGGUUUGCCCCGUUUUUAACAAAGAUGGGUUAUGCUCUCCUGAGAUGGAAACAGUUAGUAAAGAGAGAGCCAACAGUUUUAAAAGUCCCCGUACGCAGGAUCUUACUGCCAAACUUCGGAAAGCUGUUGAAAAAGGAGAUGAAACUGCAUUCUUGGAACUUAUCUGGAGUAAUCCUCGCUAUCUCAUUGGUUCUGGUGACAACCCAACAAUUGUCCAGGAAGGCUGCAGAUACAAUGUCAUGCAUGUGGCAGCCAAGGAGAAUCAGCCUGGUAUCUGCCGGUUGCUGCUGGACACUUUGGAAAAUCCUGAAUUUAUGCGGACGAUGUACCCGGAUGAUGAUAUGAUCAUGUUACAGAAACGUAUCAAAUACAUUGUCGAUCUCUAUCUUAAUACACCCGACAAAGUGGGUUUUGACACACCUUUGCAUUUUGCUUGCAAGUUUGGGAGCCUAGAGGUGGUUAGUGUGCUUACCUCGCACCCAGAUAUUGAAAAGCACCCGAAGAACAAGUAUGAACAAAUGCCAGCAGACGUAAUUUGCGAGAGGAGCAAAAAUAAACCUGCGGAACUGAAAGAGAAAAUCAGGGAAUACUUGAAAGGUCAGUAUUAUGUGCCGCUCUUUCGAGCAGAAGAUAACGCCUCAGCACCUGUGAUUGGAGCACCUUGGUCACCUGACCAGACAGAGGACAGCCCAAGUGCUUCUUUACCCAGAUAUGUUGGCAGCCCUAAAGAUCCUGUGUUAACAGUGAGGGCUUAUGCUGGCCCAAUGAGCCCCUCCAAGGCAGAAGACUUUCGCAGGCUUUGGAAGACUCCGCCUCGAGAGAGAGCAGGAUUUUUUCACAAUCUUCGGAAAUCUGAUCUGGAAAGAGGGAUUGAAAGAGUUGGAAGGGAGUUAGCUCAUGAACUGGGGUUCCCGUGGGUUGAAUACUGGGAAUUUCUGGGCUGUUUUGUUGAUCUGUCUUCCCAGGAGGGGUUAAGAACUCUAGAAGAAUACCUGAACCAACGGGAAAUGAGCGAUAAAGCUCAGCAGGAAACGGGGGAGAAUGAAACCCACAACAGGCACAAAACUACCCAACUUUCUGGCAAAGGUAAAAAAAGCUGCAACUCCAUUUCUGUUGGAGCUUUUUUAGACGACGAUGACAUGAGCUUGGAAGAAGUGAAGAACCGGCAGAAUGCAGCUCGGAAUUACAGCCGGGCAAACGUGUCCAGCGAACCAACAAUCACUGACGUUGGUGGUUCGGAGCGUGACAUCCUCUCCAUUGCACACACGGGAGGGAUAAUACCAACGGCAGAUGUCUCCAACGGGCACUAUGAGAACGGGGGUCCGGCCAGUAAAAACGGAUGCUGUAGCCCUGCAACGAGCGAUAGGACAGUAAGCGCUCACAGGAGGCAUUCCAGUCGAGGGGCAGAAGAGCGCCUUCUGUUGCCCGUCUCUAAUUUAUUGGAAGAAUUUGAUAAGCUGGCUUGUCAGGACCAGACAGUGGGAGACGAAUGUUCAACAGGGAAGACAAGACAAGCCGUUACAGAAAGCGAGAACGAGAGAUUUCAGAAGGAAAGUACGAGGCAGCCUAGGAAACACAGGGACCACCCGAGUAAGAUGGGUGCCGUUGCUGGAAGGACGGAGGAUACAAAGGUAAGGACAGGAGAGAAGACGCCGCUAGAUGGAAGACCGUCAGCAGAAAUCGAUGUCUGGAGCACAGAGACAAAGCAGCUUUGCGAUUCUGAACUGGAACCUGAGAUGUCUGUAGGAAGCCUCUCAAGGACUCCACCCUCAGCUGAAAGAACCAAGAAGCUGUUUCUCUUAGGUGAGAAGCCAUCCAAGUUGGACAACGAUGUGUUAACAGCUCUACAUGGAGUAGAGAUUGACCCACAAAGAUACCCCACUAUUUACAAGUGGACCAUUUCCAUACAGUCCUACUCUCCUUCUGACCGGCAAAGUUGGUCAACUCCAGCACUGAAAAGUUGCUUCAAACGACAAACGGCUCCAAGCCCAUCUGGCGGUCCACUACAUUGUAGCCCAGGAAGGAACUCUCUGGUAUUCAGUAGCCCUGGCAAGUACAGCACAGCCGCUGCCAAUUUUUCUCCUGAAUUUGUGAGCCCUGGAAGGUACAGCCCAGCAUACGUGAACCACAUUCUGUUAUCCAAACUGCAUCACUUUUCAGGAGCACCAACUCAUUAGAAUAGGACUCUUUUUA